Molecule: messenger RNA, 5118 nt
Organism: Bemisia tabaci
Lineage: Eukaryota; Metazoa; Arthropoda; Insecta; Hemiptera; Aleyrodidae
Source: RefSeq, a predicted model, not a curated record
UUUUGCUCGGGCGUUCACGUCGCGGCGCGUUAUGGCCGUCCACGUUCACGUUGGGUCGCGCGGAGAUCACGCUGCGCCCGCUCUUUGAAGUGUUUUCGUUGCCGCCUACGCCCGCUUCGGCCUCGCUGUCCGUCGCGUCGUUUCGCGUCACCGAUGCUCCGGCUUUAACUAAUUCAUCACGCCUCGUCGAGUUUUCCCUCGAAUUUGUGUUUGCGGUUCCUGUGACUCUUGAGGAAGAGUGGAACCUGAUUGUGAACGGACACUAAAUACGGGAUAUCGGGAACAGACAGUGAUCACGUAUUAUCCUGCAUGCUGAACCCUGCUCAGUGUCGGAGCGAGGAUUUAUUCGACGCGCAUCCGCAGACAGUGGGAUUAUUUAUACGUUUUCGCGACUCGCAAUCGUGCUCCGGCUCCGCGCUCCGGGCCGCGAAAAAGUGAUAAAUCAAACUUGGGACGCUCCUGGCGACGUUCAAUGAUGUAGCCCUCGCGGCUCGUGAUCGGCACCCGACACCAGGAGGCACCUCUCGCCCGUGAACCAAGAGGUCGGCCACCACCGCUGCAUCAUGCUCGAAGUUUUGGUCAGCGUCUCCCAUUUUGCUGUGUCGACGCCGGCAGUGGUGGGGAUAUGUCUGGGGACGACGCUGUUCUUGACGAUGGUGGGAGCGGCGACCUGCUUCUGCUACCGGCGCCGCUACGUCACGAUUGGCCGGAACAAGCUGAGCGGCGAGAAAACCCUGGUUUUCCAGCACCGCCGCUCCACGGCUGUUCGCAGCCCCGCUUGCUCGCAAACCACCACGCACUACUUGAAGAAGACCCCUAGCCCCUCAUCAUGUGCACCCAGCUUAUGUGGCUCCGGGGCAAACAGCCCAACCGGUACAGCCCCUUCUGCUCGUAUCUCUCCCCGGAACAGUCCAACUAGUGAGCAGCCACCGGCGCAGCCAUCUGCAGAGGGUGUUGUUGCAGUCAAGAUGCAUACGGAAAAUGAAUGUGUACCGUUACCUCCAAAAGAGGAAACAGAACCAAGUGAAAAAAGCAAGGUUUUGCAGGAACAAAACGGCUCUGGAAAACUGGGACAACUUUUCUUCAAACUCAGAUACAAGAAAGAGAAGUCCAUCUUGAUAGUGAGUGUUUUAAAAUGCCGCAAUCUUCCAGCAAAAGAUGCAAGCACAGGGAACUGUGAUCCGUACAUCAAAUUGCAAUUGUUACCAGACAAGCAGCAUAAGGUCAAAACUCGAGUCUUACGCAAGACGAGGAAUCCAAUUUAUGACGAAGACUUCACUUUUUACGGGAUCAACACCAAUCAGCUGCAGAGCAUUACUUUACACUUUGCUGUGCUGAGUUUUGAUCGAUACUCUAGAGAUGACAUCAUCGGAGAAGUAUUUGCUCCACUAUCAUCGAUUGAUUUGGCACAUUUGGAGAAUCAGCAAAUUUCCCUUUGUCGAGAUAUUCAACCCCGCAGCAUGAAGAUUCGAUCUCAAGGGCGAGGAGAGCUGCUUGUCUCCUUAUGCUGGCAGCCUGCUGCUAAUCGAAUAACUGUCGUUGUUUUGAAGGCAAGGAAUCUCCCAAAAAUGGAUGUAACAGGUCUUGCAGAUCCAUAUGUAAAGAUGUAUUUACUCUACAACGGACAACGAGUGGCGAAAAAGAAAACACACGUAAAGAAACGCACGCUCAACCCAGUUUUCAAUGAGUCCUUCGUUUUUGAAAUACCUAAUGGAGCAGACAGUUUGGCAAACAUCAGCCUUGAAUUUUUGCUUCUCGAUUGGGACCGAGUCACCAAAAAUGAGGUGAUUGGGCGUCUGGAACUGGGUGGUGCCAAAAAUACAGGACCUGCUCUGCACCAUUGGAAUGAAGUAUGCAACAGUCCGCGACGACAGAUUGCAGAAUGGCACAAACUACGGGAAUAAUCUCAAGAACGCAAAUCACUCCAAAGGAAAGAUGAGGAAAUUCUGUGUCCAUCAUAAUUUCUGACAUAUUCAUAAGUGUGUAAUAGUAUUAGGCAUCAGAAUACUCCACAAAGUUGAUACCCAACUACUUGAGUACAUAGUCAGUUUAGUGAACAUCUGUGUCUAUACUAUGCUCCCCUGUUAGCUGACUUACAGGAUCCCUUUUGUACUAUUUUAUACCUUUUGGAAUGAGGAUUUCCUUCCGGCAAGGAAGACUCUUUCAAUCACAAUUUUCUGACUUUCGAACAACAACCGAUCCAGUUAGCAGACGUAAUGGGAAAGAAGUCAGAAUCCCAAACGGGCAAGAAAAUUCGACAUCCCGCACCUUCAAAAAAGAACAAGAAUUAACUGGUAGUUCCCUUGCAGAAUCCCCAAUACCUGCUGAAAAAUGAAGACAAAAAAUAAUUGUUUUCAAUGUUUCUCCAGCUUUUCUUAAGCAUAACUUUGACUGACAUGAAAAAAAAUGGGAGAGUUACUGAUCUGAUUCUGCAAUAUAUAAUGAGAAAAAGAAUGGGAUAAAACUCUCAAUUUUAUUAAUCGCCCAAGAUUUGUAAAUUCAAUUUUUUUAGUCAAUGUAAUUAUGAAUCUCAACUUUACUCUGCAUUUACUAAUAUUUCAUUUCAUCACAGUAAUAUAAUCUCCAUUUACUACCUAUUUUUUUUGGAUACCACCAUAUCAGACUCAUUUGGUUGGUGCACACAUCCAAGCCCUUCUUUGUUUAGAUGUGUCUUGGAACUUAAUUUUACUAAAAGUUCCAAUAACUCCUUUUAAAUUCAGAACCAAGAGGAAACAACUUUCGCAUCAAUUUCAAAACGCAUAAAAUCUUGUUUGACUACAGCUUGUCUGAACUGUUUCCCCUGAUACUUUCACAACUAAUAAAUAACUUUCCCUAAAAUUAGACUGCUUUAAUACAUGGAUUUGCACUAACUGACUAGGCCCUUGUAAAUAGUAAGAAAAUAAAUUAAUAAACCUUGAUUAUUUUCAGUGUCAGAAAUCCACACACUAAAGAUAUGAUUCCACAAACCAAGAAUAAUUAUGAGACCCUUCCUUUUUAUUUUACAUUUAUUAAGGACUCAAGAGUGAUUUCUUUAAGCUUUACACUGAUCGGUUCUAUUGCUGAAACCAAUGAUUACGACUGUUUGCAAAUAUUGUGUGACAUCUACACAGCAACUCUAAUGAAUUAAAAGAUAUCCUUGUUUUUAGCUUCUUUAAGAUAGUUUUAACCAAGCUAAAAUUAGUUUGUCAAACUGAAUGUGCUGACCUCACUAAACUAGUUCAUUCCCAGUUCGGAAAAAGUUCACCUAAAUGAACAAAUCGUGAAUGCAAGUUAAACAGCCCCUAAAGCUCACUUCCAGUGGGAUCAAAUUUACCUUCAUGAGCUUUACUGAAUAGUUAAGUUUUUCUUUUGAUGUCAAAAGGAACAGAUUAUUGAAUUCAGUGGUUCAGCUCUACUUAUAAGGGCUCAAUUUCGUUUUCAUCCAUUGAGUUUUGAUCAAGAGGAGGAACUAUAAGUUGAUUUUUGCCCUGCCCCUUUUCCUCACAUCAUUCCAUCUUUUUUAAAUCAUGAUUUGCUUGGCUUUUUACAUAAUGAAUACAUGAAAAGCUAAUUCUUUAUUUUCAAUUUUAAAUCCUAUUUUUGUACCCUCAUAGGUAAUACUCAUCUAUAAAAUUUAACGACCGUUUUUACAAACAUACAACUUUUGCGAUGAACCUCUUCUGCAGCACAAAAUAGUAAUACUGUGAUAAUUGCUCGUUUGGAGCAAAGGAAUCUCCGGAAAUUUUUCUUAGCCAGGUAGGCAACUAUCUUCCCUUGGAGUUGGCAAAAAUUUUAGGUGUAGGUAAGGCAUAACUACUUCCAUCAUUUUUGGGCAGUGCUCGGAUUAAAAUUGUCCACCAUAAAUGAACGAACAUAUAAUAUUUAAUCACUACCUUGCUCUCACUUUAAACUUCAUUUUUUGAAAAGGCACUUCUGUCAAAUAAUCAGGUGCCGACUUUUGGUUAGAUUAUGCAACCGGUCUAGAAUUGCAUCUGUUGCUUACUUGUAAAUCUGUAAGCCACUCACAUUGGAAUGAUGAGAUUCAAUUUAACUUAUCUAGGAAAUCAAACUACUGUAUAGUUAAUAACCUCUGAUGGGCCUUUGGUCAAGGUAUGAAUUCAAGCACUCCCGAGGACGUUCUCUCUUUGAAAUCUCAUGAGGAAAACGCACCACACGAAAGGCAGUCCAGAAAUCUAAACCUAAAUAAGAUAUAAAUUUGUCCAAUUUAAUUGAUGAAACAACAAAAAAACAAAUCCGUCAUUUAUAUAAACUGAAAAAACUUGUUGAUAUCUCAUUCAGGAGUUGAUCUCAGCUCUGUUGAGUGAGUAGCUUUUUAAGUAGGACUUAACGAUAUAACAUGUGGCGUUUUUUCCUAGUUCAGACCUUAUCUAGUGGCCCAUUUGGACGUAUUUCUGUCAAACGGAACUAUGUGCAUUAAGACAUGAACUCUGAGGCCCAUAAGCAUACAUGCAUAACAGGGCUCACGUCAUAUUGCACAUAGUUCCAUUUGACAGAAAUACGUCCAUUUAUAAAACCUUAUUUAUCCACCUAAAAAUACUGGCACACAUUUUGGGAAAAAGCAACGUGAACCCACAAGAUGUACAGCUACAGACGCAGAGAUUAGUCAGAAAUUUAGAGAUACAAACUUACAAAAUAAAUUAGAUUUCUGGUUUCUUCGGGGAAGCCUUGGUUUCUAAUUUAGAAAACAGAUUUGAUCUCUGAGGGAAGGAUGUGUCCCCUCAAAAUGCUUCUGCAUUUCAACUUUAUAAAUGAGCAGAGCUCAAGUUGUUAACCUUUCGAUCUAUUAUUUCCAUUUAAUAUCCAUUCCCAUUGACGUAUACUUAAUCACUUGUUCAUAGAAAAACAUAACUUUUAAGUUUCUUCUUACCAGUUUUACUUCUUUGUCUCUUUCUUUAUUGUUUUUUUAUUUUUUGCAAAUGUGUAAACUAAUACACUCACACCAAAUGAAAAAGUAAGCCUCAUGAUGGAUGUUCCCCACUUCCUGUCAAUCCAUGCUGACUGCUGAUGUCCCUGUCUGGACACUGUUGCUUUCUUGAUUUUUCGCAACUGAUUUUAUGUUUACUAUCAUUCUAUGUUAUUUAAUUUUAGCUGAAUAAAACUACUUUUUUUUAUAAUACA